Molecule: messenger RNA, 2028 nt
Organism: Camelina sativa (false flax)
Lineage: Eukaryota; Viridiplantae; Streptophyta; Magnoliopsida; Brassicales; Brassicaceae
Source: RefSeq, a predicted model, not a curated record
AUGGGAUACAAGACUGCACUAACUGUUUCACAUGAUCUAGACAGUCUUAGUUAUGGUGAAGUGGUUGGAAUGCUUCAAGCUCACGAGAUGGAGCUUAAUGGAAUUAAGAAACCAAAAGGUAUAGCCUUAACGGUUAGCAGAGACACAUCAGAUCAAGGAGAAGAAGAUGUUGUGAGUUUAUUAGUAAGAACAUUUGAUCGUGCUUUAAGAAGAAUAGAACAAGGUAAUUCACAAAAGAAGACUGGAGUUUUCAAAAAAAUCAGUGAAGAUAAGAAGGCUGAUAUGCAGUGUCAUGAAUGCAAAGGGUUUGGACAUUUCAUUCGUGAGUGUCCAACGAUUAAGCUUCGAGAUGCAAAGUGCACUAUUUGCAGAGGUACAAGACAUACACAGGAGGGAUGUGUGAGUAACCUUAAACACAAGAAAGAGAAGUCUAUGAUAAGUAUUGAAGAUGAUUCAGAUGAUGGUAGCAGUAGUGAAGAAGAACUCAUAAAUCUAGUAGCGAUGGUGGGAAUUACAGAAUUUGAGAAUGGAGAAGAGGUAACUGAUUCUGAAUCGGAAGAUGAGGAAGUUCUUGAUAUUGUUCAGAGUUACAAGGAAGUUCGAGAAACACUCAUUACCUUAGGGAAGGAAAAUCAAGACUUAAUCAAAGAAAAACUUCAUCUUGAAGUUGUGAUCAAAUCACUGCAGAAUGAUUUGGUGGACGAAAAGAAGAUUGCUAAGGAAGCUGUGGAUUUAAUGAAAGAAAAAUUGGUGUUAUCUGCAAAAGCAGACAAGCUAGAGGAAGAGUUAAUUAAAGAGAAGAAGAAAUCCACAGGACUUCAAUCUGAACUUGAUCAGCAGUACAGAAAAAUUCACAUGUUUGCAGGAACAAAGCAACUUGAUAAGAUUUUAAGCUAUGGAAGAACUGAGAAAACUCAUAGAGGGUUGGGUUUUAUUGAGAACCAAGGAGACAAGAAAACAACAACUAACUUUGUUACUGCUAGAAUGCACCAAUCUGAUUUGAAAGCAUCAACAUCCGCAUCUGAGAAGUUUUCAGACAAGCUAGAGGAAGAGUUAAUUAAAGAGAAGAAGAAAUCCACAGGACUUCAAUCUGAACUUGAUCAGCAGUACAGAAAAAUUCACAUGUUUGCAGGAACAAAGCAACUUGAUAAGAUUUUAAGCUAUGGAAGAACUGAGAAAACUCAUAGAGGGUUGGGUUUUAUUGAGAACCAAGGAGACAAGAAAACAACAACUAACUUUGUUACUGCUAGAAUGCACCAAUCUGAUUUGAAAGCAUCAACAUCCGCAUCUGAGAAGUUUUCAGGCUGCUAUUUUUGUGGAAAAUUUGGACAUUAUAAACGUUAUUGCUCUAAAUUCUGGGCAAGAGUCUAUGGUUUAAAGCGACAAGGGAGAUUUUUCUGGAAUGGGUUUAGGAGACAGGUUUGGAUGAAGAAGAAUGACAUGUAUCAAACAGAAGCAAUAUCAUCAGGAUUUAGAUGCAACAUGGCUAUGAUUACUGAGGAACAUGAAGAUUCUGAGCCUUGGUUCUUUGAUAGUGGGUGUUCAAGGCAUAUGACAGAAACUAAGAGUAAUUUGCAGAAUAUUAAGAAACUGAAAGGAGGCAUAGUAACCUUUGGAGAUGGAAGUAAUGGUUACACUCAAGGUAAAGGCACAACACGUGAUACAGAACUUCCACCACUAGUAAAUGUCUACGUGGUACAAGGAUUGCGAGCGAAUUUGAUAAGUAUCAGUCAGUUGUGUGAUGAAGGCUUGACAGUUAUGUUUACAAAGAUAGACUGCAAAGCGGUUGAUGAAUCAGGCAGUGUCAAGCUCUAUGGUGUAAGGUCAGGGAACAAUUGUUACAUGUGGCAGAGAAAUUCGUUCAAAUGUUUUAGUGCACAAGGAAGUCUAGAUCUCUGGCACCAACGACUGGGUCAUAUGAAUGUAAGGAACUUAACUACUCUUGUUAAUAAAGAGAUCAUUCGAGGAGUACCUAAGCUUAAAGGAGAAGAAAAUAUGGUUUGUGGACCUUGUAAUCAAGGAAAAUAA